AACAGCAAAGCGGUGGCACUAGAAAAGUGAAAGGAAUAAAAAAAAAAACAAAGCUGAGAGCAAACGUGCAAGACCAUUUUCUGUACGGACUCAAGAGUGAGAGCCCACAGUUAUUCCCAGGCAAACAGAAACGAAGCCAAGAAGAGUUGUAAAAACUUUUACUUGCACAGGUUUCUGGUAUAUUGUGUGAAAUUGGGAGUCUGGGUCUGGGUCUGUGCCUGUGUGUUUCUAUUGUCAUCUUCAGUGUAGUUUUUGAUUGGAAUAGUUUGAGAGAUUUUAGUGGUCUUUGAUAUGUCUGAUACAAAGAAAAGUUUGGGAAGUGGUGGUAAUAAGGGUGGGAAGAGAAAUCUUCCUUCAUGGAUGAGUUCAAGAGAGAAUGAUUGUAAAUCUGGUGGAAAUGGGGAUAGUGAGGCUGAAGAAAGUAAUGAAGGUGAGAAGCCUAAGGAAGUGAAAGGGCGCGGUAAAGGAGGUAAGGGCAGUACGCCUUGUAAGGAAAGCGCCAAAAAUGAUUCUGUGUCGAGUUUGCCCACCACGAACUUCUCCAAACUUUUGGAAGGGGUAGUGUUUGUGUUGUCGGGAUUUAUUAAUCCUGAGCGCAGCAAUUUGCGAUCACAAGCACUGGAAAUGGGAGCAGAAUACCAGCCUGACUGGAACCCAGAUUGCACUCUCUUGGUUUGUGCAUUUCCCAACACGCCAAAGUUUCGACAAGUUGAGGCAGAUUGUGGGACCAUUGUUUCCAAGGAGUGGAUAUCUGACUGUUAUGCUCAGAAGAAGCUCGUUGACAUUGAAAGUUUCCUUAUGCAUGCUGGAAAACCGUGGCGGAGAAGCAAUAUUUCCAAUCAAAGCCAAGAUAAAAUAGUAUCACCACCUGGAAAAUCCGAGAAGCAGGUUGAAAGAGGAUCACACUCAAAGCCAACUGCCCCCACUUCCUCGGAGUGUCGAGCUUCUAAUACCACCAAAGAGUGCUUUUCCCCUUCUAAAGUGAAAAGGUGGGCUGUUGAUGAUUUGAGUAAAACCAUCACGUGGCUAGAGAGUCAAGAUGAGAAGCCAGAGCCUAGCGAGAUAAGUAAAAUAGCUGCUGAAGGGAUCUUAACUUGUCUACAAGACGCCAUAGAUUCUCUUGAACAAAAGCAGGAUAUUCAGCAAGCAACCGAGCAGUGGAACUUUGUCCCUCGUGUGGUUGAGGAGCUGGCAAAGCUUGAGGGCACUGGAAAUGAUUUAGCCUCAAACUCAAAGGAGGAUCUUUGCAAACAGGCGAAGGCUUGUAAACGAAUAUAUGAGCAGGAACUUAAAAAUUUAGAUGAUAAUCCUUCAACCAAGAAGAAAAAGCCAAAAACUGAUGAAAAGAACCUCAGAACCAAUGGCAAGAACAAGGAUGUAACAGGAUACGAUAGUGAUGAAACAAUGGAGAUGACAGAAGAGGAAAUAGACAUUGCCUUCAAAGCCGUGGCAUCUAAGAUCAGUCAAUGAUGAGCCUAUUUUUGUGUUGAUGACAAAGGUGAUAAUUUUGCUUGGCAGUACCUAACAUUGGAUAAUGACAUUUUGUUUUCUUCUUGUGUAAAGUUUCCAAGCAAAGUCAAGGAAUCUCUUUCUCGCA
Molecule: messenger RNA, 1597 nt
Organism: Quercus robur (English oak)
Lineage: Eukaryota; Viridiplantae; Streptophyta; Magnoliopsida; Fagales; Fagaceae
Product: DNA-repair protein XRCC1
Exons: 8
Coding region: 292-1470 (392 amino acids)
Biological process (GO): base-excision repair; double-strand break repair via nonhomologous end joining; single strand break repair
Molecular function (GO): damaged DNA binding
Source: RefSeq, a predicted model, not a curated record